AUGGAUCCCGGGGCACGAAAUUUCUCGAGUGAUCUAGUGUACUCCUCCGAGAUAUCUAUCGCAACUCUGUUACAUGGGAAACCUGAGCAUGAACAAUUGGAUGUGUUGACCGACUUUCUGACAAGAGCCUCCGAGAUCAACGAGCGUGUUGCUUCAUCUAUCAGCGCCGCUUGGCAAUGGAUAUGCCAGAAUGAUCUUUGGUCUAUAAGAUACGAGAGCCUUAGCGACUACCAGAGGGCCAUCGGAUAUGCGAAAACUGUCCGACCGAUUUUACAGCGACAUAAAAAAUCGGAGCUAGCGAAACGAUCAAGCACCCGGACGAUAUUUCGGCACUGGCAAGUUCCAUUCGAUGAGGCCCUUCCAAAAUUUACUCGUCCGUUAAGUUGGAGCAAACAUUUGCUUUCAUUGGUAGCCCGUUUGAGCAAGCACCGGAAUCAUUUCGACUCACUCUUGCUUCUGGAAGAAAGCAUGAAAAACAGACCAGAACGUGGACGCAAGAAGAAUCAACUGAUGGCAAGUGAUGUUCAACGCGUAUUAGAGACUUUAGAGAUACCCCAGGUACGAUUGGCAAUACGAGGAUCAAGAAAAUCCCGAAUCCCCUCAAGUUCAGCUCAAAGCACAGGCACCCAUAAUAGCCCUGAGAUUGGAUCUUCAUCUUCCAACAUCCAAUCAGAAGUAUUUUUCCGCCCAAACACACACUCUCCAGGGGUGUUGUCGUUGGACAUCUCGUCUCCACAGCGGCCACAAACCAACACAGACCGGAAUAAGUGGCAGCGCUGCGGAUGUACCCCUAUAUGCUUGCCACUCAUCGCAUUAAUCUCCACUCCUGAGGUGGAAUUCGACAAAUGGCUUCUGGCAGCAUUGGUGAACUGGGCAUACAAAAUGUCGUGGGGUAGCUUUUGUUCAAAGCAUUUGACGCGCCUUGCACGGUUCAUUCCCGGAGCAGACUCGCGUGAUCGUGCUAGAGCUGCUGUGAUUCAGAACUUGGAGACUUUCUGCUCGCGUGAAUGCUACACCUCCAUAAGCGAUCAUCCCUUUAUCUCGACUCCCAACCUUUGUUCGAAUACGGAGCUCCUAUGUCGUUAUACGGGGUCUGCUGAUGCGUGGUGGCGUUGGCAAAGGGACGGAUAUCUCCACAUGCCUGGCUUCUUUUCCUACAUGGAAGAGCUUGGCGUGUUCAAACGGGCCCGCAAAUAUCUUGACAGAAGCGGUACCAAGGAAAAUUCUAAUCUCAGUCAAAAUAUAUUCCACAGCAUGAUAUCUCAGAUAGUUCAACAGGACCCAGCUUAUUAUGCUGUUCUGGUCGCAUGCAGAGCGGACCAAAAUUUGAACUUCAUUCAUUCCCCAGGCCAGCAUCAACAAAGCACAGUGUUUCAAAAUGAAGAUGUUGGGUUCGGUGUCCCAAUUGACUAUAUUAGGUCACUGGUCCAAGGAGAAGGUACAAGCGAUGUACAGAGUACUGUCAUAUUUCCGACCUGUGAGACUGCACAAAAGAUCCGACUGGUCCCAGGGUUUCAUCGCCAAAUAAACUCAUGGCUCCAGAGCUCGCUGGAGUUGAAGUAUGGAAGUGCAUAUAAAAUAUUUGGGGAAGCUCGGGAUAUUGCGGUACAGCCAGGUGAUUUGGUUAUCUGUCUUCCGCAAAUUCUCCGUUGGCCAACGACAUUUUCCUCCUCAAACUUCCUCAAACUGUCACAAAUUGGACCUGACACCAGAUUCUCUACAGUCCCCAAAAGGCUCAGUACAAGGUACAAUGUGAAUAGUUCAGCUGAGGCCUGGCAGCAGCCAGAACCGCAAUUUCACGAUGCUGAAAGAAUAGGGGAUGAAGAUCAUGCGGCAAAGGUGGGCCGCACUGAGGACAAUUGGUUCAGUGCUUCCAAUGCCAUAGGCCAGGCAUUGACUGGACGUCUUGAUUGGGGUAGCGACAGAGCGACUGAAGAAAGGAACUGUGUUCUCGGUUCCCACGGAGCAACAGCAGUUGAAUUUGUUGCGAAGUCGCGAGCCCAGGUAGCAAGGCAGUUUCACGAAGUCUGCGAUUCAAUUGAGCAAAGCUCAAAUAUGCACACUGAUACGGGAACGGAAGUGUGGAAGGAACGACACGACGCACCAGAAUCUUCCAAACAUCAAAAUGAUCACCCUGAGAACCCGGAGGUAUUCAUCAAUCCUUUAAAGUCGAACUCACUGACGUGGAACGACCCUUCUCUGGAUGAUAUGGUAGCAGAUUUGGGCCCUCUUUUCUCUGAACAGCCUUUGUCUUUUGAUUUGCCUUGA
Molecule: messenger RNA, 2268 nt
Organism: Penicillium concentricum
Lineage: Eukaryota; Fungi; Ascomycota; Eurotiomycetes; Eurotiales; Aspergillaceae
Exons: 4
Coding region: 1-2268 (755 amino acids)
Source: RefSeq, a predicted model, not a curated record